GCGGAGGCGGAGGUGUACUUUGGAACAUCGGUCGUUCGCGGCUGGCAAGUUGGUUUUUACAUAACUAGAAUUUGCAAUACGGUGAUGCCGUUGCUGUAGGUGUAAGCCGGUAAAUGGAAAUCUAGAACUGUAUUUCAACAAAGCAAUUUAAUUCAAUGGUCAAAAUUACGGAUUGUGAAGCGAUGAAAAGGGAGCGAAGUGUCGGGAAGUCAUUGAUAGGCCCGGCCUAUGAAAUACAUCCAAAGAUGCCGGAAAGCAACCCAGCCGGGAAGAAGAAGGUUUUGGCAAAUGGUUAUACGCCUGGAAAAAGAGCACUGGAGACAUGUAGUGUGAUUGCUGCUUCAAUUUUGAUGAUACUUUACACUGCACAGCUAGUUUCGUUGCCUUAUAAUGGAAGUAUGGUGUCAAUUUUGCUGGCUUUACUUUUUGGAAUCUUAACUGCCGACUUUGCAUCUGGACUCGUUCACUGGGGUGCAGACAGUUAUGGCUCUAUUGAUAUACCAAUAAUUGGAAAAGCUUUUAUCAGGCCAUUUAGAGAACACCAUGUUGAUCCAACAGCUAUCACAAGACAUGAUGUGAUUGAAACCAAUGGAGAUAACUGCCUUCUGGUUAUAUUUCCAAUACUCGUUCAAACAUACAGGUAUGCAACUUACGCUACAGAAACCCUCCAAUCAUCUUUUCAUUGGGAUGUCUUCGUGUACGCUUUGGCAAUUUUCGUCACACUUACAAAUCAGAUCCACAAAUGGUCACAUACCUAUUUUGGUCUUCCAUCUUGGGUAUCCAUCCUACAGGAUUUGCACAUCAUUCUUCCAAAGAAGCACCACAGGGUCCAUCAUGUGGCACCACAUGAAACAUACUUUUGCAUCACAACUGGCUGGUUAAACUACCCAUUAGAAUGUCUUCGAUUCUGGAUUAUUGUAGAAUGGCUUAUUGAAAAAACUACUGGAUUCAAGCCAAGAGUUGAUGACUUAAAGUGGACAAAAACAGAUUGACAGCUGUGUCUAAGCAUUUAAUUAAGUAAUUGCCUUAGAGUUUUGCACUUUUGCUCUACAUUGCAGUUUAUUGGCUGUGAUAAUUUUCAUUUCUGUUAGCAUUUCUUAUAUUUAGGUGUAUGCUAUUGGUCUAGAAUGCUUUUUGAUUAGCUUACAAAGUAGCCUAUUCUCGAUAAGGGCUGUUGUGAAAGCAUUAAGUGGUAUUUUACUAAGUACUUUGUUAAUACCCUCUGCCAUGUUUAUUUUUUAUAAUAUUACUGCUUAAACAAGGAGACAUUUCUAAAAAAGAUUCUGGCAAUUAUCUAUCCACGUUUUUAAGCAAUCAAAGACGAAAACAAAUUUGUCAUUCGAUAAACUGGAAAUUGUCUGGUGGAUCUCACGUUUCAUAUGUGUAUUAUUAAUUUAGAAUAUUUAUUUGAUAUUAGAUCGGUUUGAUAUUUAGAUUAAAGUAGGGGCAUGUGGAAAAUAGAUUAGUCCCUAUUUCGGGAAUGGGCACUGGAAGUAUAGUAUUGUAGUAAACACUGUAGAAUAAGAACUUUUUUAGGGAAGAAUAUAGGUAUAAAAUCAUUUAUGAUUGUUUUUGCUGCGUAAAAUGAAAAUCAAUGCACCAGCUCAACUGUUUUCUUUGUUCGUCGUAGAUGCACAUUGUUCAUCUCCAUUGUUCAUCUCCAUUGUUGUAUUCGGUAGAAUUUGAAUUUGAGAAAAUCAAUUUGAAUUUUCAAGCUCUAUGGCAGUAUUUUUGUUAACGUAUUCAAUAAUAUUACUGAUCAUGAAGAACAGAUCUUAUGUUCUUUGACCAUGUUUUAAAGAGUACCUAUUACUAAUAAGAAGAGCUUUAGCGAGAAAGUUUUGGAUGAGUUUUUUAUGCCUAGUGAUUAUUCUUUUUGGGCGAUUCUUGCUUUAAGGCGAGACCGAGCGUGGAUUGGUUUCCCUUAUUUCUGCAUUCAAUAAAGAUCCGCGAGAGACUGCAAAGCAACUUACCUUGUCAUCCCUGAAUAUUUUGCAAAGCAAAUUAGUUGGCCUUAAUUAGCUUCUUUAUAGCUAUCAGCCGUUCAUUUAGUACGCCAACUUUAAACAAAUUAUUUAUUAUUAUUUAUAUAUAUUAUUAUCGAACAUUUCGAUGCUUAA
Molecule: messenger RNA, 2120 nt
Organism: Rhopilema esculentum
Lineage: Eukaryota; Metazoa; Cnidaria; Scyphozoa; Rhizostomeae; Rhizostomatidae
Product: plasmanylethanolamine desaturase 1
Molecular function (GO): oxidoreductase activity
Source: RefSeq, a predicted model, not a curated record